Molecule: messenger RNA, 3458 nt
Organism: Dicrocoelium dendriticum
Lineage: Eukaryota; Metazoa; Platyhelminthes; Trematoda; Plagiorchiida; Dicrocoeliidae
Source: the annotation of a GenBank genome assembly
ACACAUCAAACUGCUUUAGUUUGGAAUGGGUACGAAAAAGUUCGGCACUUUGCUUUUGCUGUUGUUUAUUUAACUGGAGCGUUUUAUUUAAGUGGUCGAAACAUCGGAUUCUUGCCAACACUUUUAUUAACCACAACGGGGAUGGAUAAAUUCCCAACGAGGUAAUACACGUCCCAAAGAAGCUGGUCCGACUAUAAGGUUUAGAGGAACUUCGUGUGGACUUUACCAUGACUGAUUUACAAGAUCCAAGGCAUUUAUUGAACGGAACGAUUACCUUCGAAGUGCCCGUUUUGGAGAAUUUACACCUCUCUGGCCCCACUUCGCAGGACAACGGGGGCUUUCCCCAUUCUCCCGAUUCGCUUUCAUUGCUCGCACCGGAUUUUGCGGCUUCUGCGGAUCAGUUAACAGAUGUCCCUCCUACGGUCCCACAGCAGCAGCAGCAGCAGUCACCGAAGAUGCCAUGCUCUGAUGUGGAGGACAGUGCGACCGUCUGUCAGCCAGCUGUGGAAGAGAACAGUGGAAAGGAAUCCCAACUACUUUUGUCAAAUGUGCUCCCACCGGAGUUGACCGAGGCGGAUAAGUGUCUCACGCCCUCACACUCCACAAGUGUCCCAUCAGAUCCCAUGAUUGAGACAGAGUUAAUGUUUCAUGAGAUGGAAAGGCGGCUUCUUUUGCCGGAUAGCUUGUACGUUGCAGCUGAGCACGGUUCCUUUCAAAACACUCCCCCAGCGCCUAACUCACAUACACCGGGAAGUCCGUUGGCGACGGAUGCAGUGGAAGUCAAUGACAACCCGAAGAUUCCGGAUACGGUGGACACCCAACGAACGCCUGCAGUACAGCUGGAGUCCAUUGAGGACGCGAUGCUUAAUCGCGCAGCGUCUGCGGGACUACUACCAUCUACAUCGACUGACGCGCGUGAACAAAGUCCUACUCGUGAUCCGCUGUAUGACAAAUUGAACCUCUUGGGUGCAUUACUUCUUACACCGCCGCCGCCAAGUGAACAAGAACACCCGGGUGACAUUCUGCCUGAGCCUAGGUUAAUCUCUCUACCUGAAACAAACCGCCCUUUGUUAGAUCAAGAUUUUCUAUCAUGCCCCGACCCAUCACGAGAUUCUAUGCAGGAUGAUACCGAAGAACGUAGUACUCCAUCUGCUGAUUUAUUCCCGAAUUUUGGAGAACCUGAUGCAUUGGGUCAACAACUACGUCCAGGGGAUACGAGUGGACCACCUCGCAAUCUCUCUGAAGUCUGCGGUCUCGGUGGCAAAUAUCCACGGAGAGAUGUGAACUGGUCUACUGUCUCGUUGUGUUCGUCAUCUGACUCAGUAAACGGUAGUCAAACUCCUGUAGACCGUGUCCCACUGGAGCUGACCACUUUCACUAUCGGCGGAGUCGGAACGGACACUCCUCGUGCACUCUCCCCGACGACAAUGGGUCUUCUCCGAUCGUUAGUGGAGCAGUCGCAAAGACAUUCUCAACAAAUGGAGUCAGUAUUGGCCCGUUUAAGCGAAACGCAAAGCCAACUAAGUUCUCUCCAACAAUCGCACUCGCAAUUACUUGAGAGUUUGAGAAGAAGUCCUACUUUCGGUCCCCAACGGGUUUCAAAUUCACAAUCGUCCGCUUCCCUAUUCUCCGAAGCUGGAAUGGAAGCGCAAACACCCGGAUCCAGGCAGUCCUCGAUGCAAGUGUAUCCCGCUCCAAAGAACAAAAGCACUCCCGGGUCCACAGAUGAAUGCGUAAUACCUAACUGGGGCAAGCAAGUUCUCUUGCAACUUCGAACUCAACAAGGGGACUUCGCGAAACGUUUCACGCAGAUGGAAUUCCUAGUGAAUAGACUUUCGUCUAGCCUAAACGAACUCACAGCAUCCUGUAAACGAUUCCAACCACCGACGGCCUCCACCUCCCAAUCUAGUGUGCGGUCGGAGCAACUACCGAAGCUGCUCUCCGACCGUAUGAAACCGAUCCUGAAGGCCGAACUUGAAAGUGCCUUUGCUAACCAUAUCCCGCGAUUCAUUGAACCAAUUCAAGGUACCAUUCUUCGCCUGGUUCAAGACUGUUCGAGGUCAUUACCUUCGGCUCUGUCAGACAGUUUGUCACAUCUGUUACGUGAUAAGAACUUUUGCGCACAGUUCUCUCGCACUCUGUCUUCCUCGUUGACUCCGGAUCUGUGUGGUGCCUACCGUGAAUCACUACAACAGUGUUUUGUUCCAGCUCUGGAGAAGAAUCUGAACCGCCUGUUUGAAGAACUGACAUUAAUCUUCCGAGCUGGAACACAACAGUACUUGGACGAGAUUAAAAAGCACUUACCCUCGACUUUGGACGCUGGUGCGGUCGCUUCAGCUGUCUGCGCUCAACUAACGUCUGCAGUAAAGGACUCCAUCACUUCGGCUGUGCUAUCUCUCAAGGCAGAUAUUCAUCCCAUUGAGAACAAAACGCUAACUCACUCCUCAGCGUUGGCUAGUCCGGUACGAGCCACGCUCGGUACCACUGAAUCAGUUUGUAUCACUCACCGCGUUGGCAAAGCUGUUGUUCCGUCACGUGCCAAAGAUACUGAUUCUGAGGGCACAUAUCCCGACGGUUUAACAUCUUCGACUACGAUAAAGUAUGGUGGGCAGUAUGAAGCCACUCCUGCGCCCAACUCGGCUUCAUCUCUCAAGCCGGCAGCUUCGACCCCGUCAAAGUCAGCAUUGACCAAGAAGGAAGAGUUCGCACGCUUGAGUAGCCAGGCUCUUUCCCUCAUCCGAGAAGGUCGCUUAGUUGAUGCGCUGGAAUUGGCACUGGUUUCCACGAAUCAGAGGCUCGUUUUGGAUGUGUGCGGCGAUAUUGAACCGGACCAGCUGUUCUCCUCUGGAAAUACUCAAAUCGGACAGAACAUUUUGCUUUCGCUCAUCCACCAGCUGAGUUGUGGCAACCUGUCUGAUCAGCUAGAUCUUAAACUAAGGUACUUGCAUGAAGCCGUCCUCAGCCUGAACGUUAGGAAUUCUACCACUAUUGAACACGGUCCAAGAAUUAUCGGCCUUCUUUCUCGUCGACUGGAGGCUCUGUUACUCAGUGCGGCAUCCGCGUCAGGUUCCACUAAACUCACUCCAUCUACGCGGGCUCGCAUAGACCAGUUGAAUCAAGCGGCGAAGAAUGUAUCCGAGUCAAUCAAUCCCGGUUAAUUGUAUCAUACUUCCAUAGGACCAUCCGGUCCAUCUCCGUGCUUUACUUUGUCGAUACGCAGCCAAUUUUAUACCUAACACAACCGAUGUCCGUCCCCUCUUCCACACCAAUUCAUAUAAACCAUAAGAUGUCAUUGCAAGCUUCUUGGACUUCUUUCAUCAUGUUGUUGUGAGAAGCUGUGAUGCGAACGGGGUUUUUUAUUGUGGCAAUCGAUGUUGCCACAUUGUGCGUUCACAUAGUUCUUGUUAAAAUUCAAACCUGAGAAUGACUGUUCACACAAGUAGGUCGAGCCAGACAAG